UUGUUGAUGUUGUUUCACAAAUUGGUUUGCUUCGUUCCUCAAUAGGUGUUGGAGGUGGAGUUUCUGUUGGUGUUGAUGGAGGUGGAAUUUCUGUUGGUAUUGGCGGAGGUGGAAUUUCUUUAAAUACAAAUUGUUCUAGUUCAGAUAACUCAUUAAAUGCUUGUUUAUCAAAAGAUUCCUAG
Molecule: messenger RNA, 182 nt
Organism: Funneliformis caledonium
Lineage: Eukaryota; Fungi; Glomeromycota; Glomeromycetes; Glomerales; Glomeraceae
Source: the annotation of a GenBank genome assembly